AUGUCGUCAUGUGUUCUGAACAUCUUAGUGGUAGGUGCCUCGCCUGCUGGAUUGGAACUAUCACAUUACAUCCUGCAAAAUGUUCUUAGGGAGUUACGCACGUUCGACGGUGCACCAGCUUAUCGACUGAUACUAGUCAAUCCAUUACCUAUCUAUAUUCGGAGCGGAUCCAUUACUAGACACUCGCAAGAAAUAUUGUCUGCCGCAAUCUCACCAGAAGCCCACAGCAUUAUUGAUAUUCGGCGAGAACUCGCCAAAUACCCCCAUUCUCAAUUCGAAUUUGUGCAGGGGAAUGUGAUAGCCAUUGAACCCAGUGCUAGACACAUCGCGGUAGAACUUCAAAUUCAAGAUGAUCUGAGUGACAGAAGGUCCCUUUCAGUCAGCUCAGACGGAUCUAAGAGAACGUGUAACGAGACUUCAAUUUCGAAUGUUGAGCAGAUCAGGACGUCACGCAUCCCAUAUCAUGCACUCAUUUUCGCUACUGGUAGCUCGGUGCCAAAUCAAUUAUAUGUUCUACCACCAACGAUUGCAGAGACACUGGUAGUCAUUGAAGAAGCAAAACGGCAAUUACAGUGCGCAAAGUCGAUCGUCGUUGUCGGUGGCGGGUCUGCUGGCUGUGAGACAGCGGGCGCAGUAGCUCUGUACUUCAACAAGCAACGAAAGUCCAGCAAAAAGCCAGAAAAGGCAAGCCAGAAUAUUCCGCAAUACGCCGUCGAAGAACACGAGUCCAUCAAAAUCUUCGAUCGAAAAGUCCAUUUCGAAGACAAAGACGAGCCUCCAGCAUACAUCGAACAAACCCAAAAGUCAACUCUAUUCAACCCACCAAAACCAUCCCACAAACCAUCACCAGCCCCCUCAAAAAGCAUAACUCUCCUAUCCGGCAACGACCGCCUCCUCACCAAGCUCCCCCCAACCCUCGCCCAAAAAGCCGAAAAGCAACUCCGCAAACUCGGCGUGCAAGUCAUCCACAACAUCCGGCAAGUCAGCCUCACCAAAAACCCAGACGGCACCUCCUCCAGCAUCCUCAACAACGACUCCACCACGCACGCAGACAUGAUAAUCUGCGCGACAGGCGGGAUACCGAACACAAAUUUCCUCCCGCGGUCCAUGCUCAAUUCGGAGGGUCGCGUUCUUACAGACGGGGAGACGCUGCGUGUGGAGAGGCCGUGUCUGGGUGAGCGGAUCUAUGCGAUUGGCAGCUGUGCGAGCUAUUGGAUGGGGAGUGGGGAGGAUGAGUAUGUGCCUGUUCCGGUGUUGGCGAGAAAUUUGGUGAACGAUUUGUUGGUUCAUGAGUUCGGGUUGCGGACGGUGAAAGUGGAGCAGGCGUCGAGAGGGAGUUGUUCUACGGACGGGAAGUCUGUUCAAUCUUUGCUUGGUUCCAUUCUCUCCGAAAUAGUGGAGGAGGACGGGGAAGACGGGAAAGAGGGAUCGAUUGGGGGAACAAGGACCUCGUUAUCGACGGACAGACUGGCAAAGUCAACGGUAUCCGAACCAAAGGCGCCAGGAAUGUUGUCGAGAGUUCAAUGCGUGUUCGGAAGGAAGCGUGAGACCGAGCAGUCAACUGUACUGACAAAAGAAGAAGCGUUGGCGAAGAUCAAUGCUCUUCAAGAUGCGUACUAUGAUCAAGAUUACCGGGUGACUCAAUUGGUGUCGAUCACGAAAACUGGAGGCGUUGGUUUGAUCAGGGGUCGCAGAGUACCAGGAUGUAUGGUCGGAAUACUGAAGCGGCGGAGAGAUAGGAAGUUGGGGAAGGGGAAGCUCGAAAAGGAGUAUCGUACUGGUGAAAGCUUCGAGAGUAAUUAA
Molecule: messenger RNA, 1803 nt
Organism: Aaosphaeria arxii CBS 175.79
Lineage: Eukaryota; Fungi; Ascomycota; Dothideomycetes; Pleosporales
Exons: 1
Coding region: 1-1803 (600 amino acids)
Cellular component (GO): cytoplasm
Molecular function (GO): flavin adenine dinucleotide binding; electron-transferring-flavoprotein dehydrogenase activity
Source: RefSeq, a predicted model, not a curated record